AUGUAUUCUAAUAAAUGUUCAAAAAAUACAUACUAUUUACCUUUUAAAUCAAAAUGUUUAAGUAAUGUAAAUAGUAGCUUAUUAAAUGAAGCAUAUAAUUUGCAUUAUUUUUUAUUAAGUUCUAAUAAUCCAUUUAGUGAUAAUGAAAUUCAUUUAAUCGAAUAUAAUGACCAAGAUUUUUGUGUCAAAAACGUUCAAAUAUUUGAUUAUAAAGGAGAAAUAGAACAAAUGAUUUGUUUAGAUAUGUACCAAAAAAAGGAGAAAAAGAAAAAAAUUCUUUUAUGCACUUCAGGAUAUUGCACAUAUGAUUCUUAUAGUAGUGCGAAUGAAAUGGAGAAUUUAUGCUCAUUAUGGUUAGGAGAUAUAGACACAAUAGAGGAAAAAGAAGAAGAAAAUUAUACAAAAAUAAAAGAUAUAGUAAAGGAAGAAGAGGGAAAUAUAGAAGAAAUGGAAAUAAAAGAUAACUUAAAAGGGGAGCAAAAUGACAUAGAAAAAUCAAAUGAAAUUUUAAAUGAUGAAACAAAUCAAUAUAAAAAGAAAUGUAAUGAAGAUAAUGAAAAAAAAGAGAAUGAAUUAAAAACAAAUAUCAUAAAAAAAAAUAGAAAUAUAAAAAAUAUAUUGAGUAAGCAAAAAAAAGUACCAUUAAAAAAGGUUCAUGAAUUAAAGAGUGAUAGGAAAUACAUUAGUAUCAAAAAAAUCGCAAUUGAUGAUUAUGAAGAAGAAUUUAGCAAAAUAGCUAUAAUAGAUAAGUGUAGUUAUAGUAUAUUUAAAAAAAAUAAUAAAGAUAUCCAUUUUAUACAAUCUAAAAAUGUCAGCAUGCAAUUAACCUCUGGGAUAUUUGAUCCUCAUCAUCAAAAUAUUUUAACAGUAAUAAGUGAUAUAAAUAUAUAUGGUUAUGAUAUUAAAAGUAAUAAGCAAAUAUUUUCUGCAUAUACUAAUCAUAAAGCAAAAUUAUCAGCAAUUGAUUUUAAUUCUAAUAUACCUAAUGUUAUUAUAACAGCAUCAAGUGAUGGUUAUAUAAAAUUGUGGGAUUUAAGAUUUUUAAAAGAUUCUUUUCUAACAAUUAAUAUCCAUUCUCAUUGGAUUACUUCUGUUAAUUUUAAUAAUUUUCAUGAUGAAUUACUACUAACUACGAGUACUGAUAAUACAGUUAAAUUACAUAAAAUUGAAUUUCCUAAUAAUUUAAAUUUACAAAAUAAAGAAACAAAUUAUAAUCUAAUAAAAACAUAUAAGGAUCAUGAAGAAUCAGUUCAUCAAGGUAUAUGGAGUAAAACAGAUGCAUGGAUAUUUGCGUCUUUGUCCUAUGAUGGGAAAUGUGUUGUAAAUAGUGUACCUCUUGAACAAAAAUAUAAAAUUCUAUUAUAA
This is a messenger RNA of Plasmodium relictum, 1365 nucleotides long. RefSeq names its product conserved Plasmodium protein, unknown function. Lineage: Eukaryota; Apicomplexa; Aconoidasida; Haemosporida; Plasmodiidae. Gene Ontology annotation, molecular function: protein binding. Bases 1 to 1365 code for a protein of 454 amino acids. The transcript has a single exon. The record is from RefSeq and is a predicted model, not a curated record. Gene Ontology annotation, biological process: protein ubiquitination.